UUGCCCCCACCUGUCAUAACCUAAAAACCGCAGUUAAAUUAUUGAAAUAAAAAAUUAGAAUUAUCAAGAAUGGAUUCGUUAGGGGGCGGAUUAACCGGGGCCCAAAAAGACGAACUAAUGGAUCAAGUCAAGCAACAAAUAGCCGUUGCAAAUGCGCAAGAACUUCUCACUAAAAUGACUGAAAAAUGCUUUAAGAAAUGUAUAAACAAGCCGGGGACAUCUCUGGACAGUUCCGAACAGAAAUGUGUAGCAAUGUGUAUGGAUAGGUACAUGGACUCGUGGAAUUUGGUCUCGAAGGCUUACAGUUUGCGAAUCCAAAGGGAAAGACACAACAUGUGAAAAACCCCCAAUUGUGUAGAAUGAAAUAGUGUUCGUAAUGAUCUGUAAAUACAUUUUGUAGUCAACUA
Tribolium madens (black flour beetle) is the source of this 407-nucleotide messenger RNA. Its product is annotated as mitochondrial import inner membrane translocase subunit Tim13. The coding region runs from base 70 to 339 and encodes 89 amino acids. The transcript has 3 exons. The record is from RefSeq and is a predicted model, not a curated record. Lineage: Eukaryota; Metazoa; Arthropoda; Insecta; Coleoptera; Tenebrionidae.